Molecule: messenger RNA, 5501 nt
Organism: Tilletiaria anomala UBC 951
Lineage: Eukaryota; Fungi; Basidiomycota; Exobasidiomycetes; Georgefischeriales; Tilletiariaceae
Product: phospholipase D
Exons: 5
Coding region: 109-5385 (1758 amino acids)
Biological process (GO): cell motility; intracellular signal transduction; phosphatidic acid biosynthetic process
Molecular function (GO): D-type glycerophospholipase activity; phosphatidylinositol binding
Source: RefSeq, a predicted model, not a curated record
ACCCUGCACCUGCUUCUCUGAUGCUGGCGGGGCGAGCUGAAUAGAUCUGAGCGGCUAAAAACUUUAGAACUGCUCGGGUCACAGGAGUAUAGGGUAGCACAAACCAACAUGGCGCCAGAUCAACCGCGUGCGACGGAUUUCGCGUCGGACGCGAAAGGCAAUAACAGCACCGGGCCCACCCCAGCCGCAGAGCGGCCCUUGUCCAAGGCUCUUGGCGCAGGGAGCCUUGUGCAAGGUCAGAUUGACGCAAGCUAUGUCCUCGAUGCACAGCAGGAUCUGGACCGCAAGCAAGGUGGCUCCAGAGCUUCAGUGUUCCUAUCUCGGCCGCUCUCCUUUCUCAAGCGCCAAGCAAGCACUGCAAGUUUGGGAUCCGGCGCAAUCAAUGCCCUAGUGCUGGACGCAGCACAGAAAGAUGAUAAGACACAAACAGAAGACGAGAUGCUCCAUCAGAGCCGCGGACCCAUGUGGGCAAGCAGGCCGGACCAAGAACAACGCAAUCACAUCAAUGCCCUCAAGCGUGAUUUAAAAUCAUCCAAGAACUUAUCCAGCACAUUAAAGUCUGCAGUCACGUACCGCCAGUCAUCUUUCCGUUCGAUGGUAACUACGUCGGGACCACCGACGCCCUCCACACCAAAUGUUGCACCAGGAAAGCUGGGCAAUGGGCAACUCGCUGAAGACCGUGCCGAAAAUGGCCCAGAUGGAGCUGGCGCACCACGUUUAGGCAGUUUACUGGGCGGCGGUGAUGGAGAUAGGAGGAAGGAACAGGCCAUUGCGGUCACCAAAGAUGCCUUCUCGCGUCCUAUCCGUGGGACGGUGCAGGAAGCGCAGAAGGGUUUGGACGUGCAGGCGCAGAAGGAAGAAGAUUGUGGACAGCAGCAACACCAAGGAACAUCGUCUCCAUCUCAGACAAGAAAGAUGAUGCAGAUCAGCCACCUGAUGAUGGGAAGACUGAGCGGACGAGCGAACCCUGGCGAUUCAGGUGGCAUACCUGGCUCUACGUGUGGUCAGUCGCCUGAGGAACGCGGGCAACAGCAAGAAGGAAGCGAUGGAGAGAACCCGGAGGGGCCGAGCGGCAACAUUGAUGUAGAUGCUCCUCAGAGUCCGAACACCCCUCGUCCUGUUGUGGCCCGUGCCCGUUGGUCGGCUUUGAAGCGGCGCAUCAACCAGGCAAAAACCGCUAGAUCGCAAAAGCGCAAGCUCGUCGGUGGGCCAGACCUGACGCAGGAGCUUCAAUCUGGUAUCCUCCCUGUCCUACUGCUCAAGAUGUCGAUUGAGCGCGACGAGCAGAAGAAUCGUCGAAUUCCGGUCUUGCUCAAUCACUUGCGUCUCAAAAUCACCGAUAGUGUGAACCCGCUCAGCACACAUGCUGUUUUCCGCAUCGAGCUAGAGUACGGAGACGGACUGGUUAAAUGGGUCGUCUACCGCGAGCUCAAAGACUUCAUCAACCUCCAUACGCACUAUCGCGCAGCUGCGCUCCGCGGAAAAUUCACCCAGCCCCUUGGCACAGGAUCUUCCACCACCGAAGGCGACCUUGGCCUUCAUUCUUUCCCACUCACAUCGCUGCCGUACUUCACGCAGCUCCACCGCCAGGGCAAAGCAAAGAAGGCCGAAUUUGCCAGUGCGCAGCGCGAGGCGCUCGAGACGUAUAUCAUUCAGCUGAUUCGACGUACCAUGUUCCGGCCCGAAGCGAACCGGCUCUGCAAAUUCUUCGAGAUCAGCGCGCUCAGCGUUAGUCUUGCCAGUCGUGGGGGCUACCAGGGCAAGCAGGGCUACCUGCGCAUCCUAAGCAAAAGCAGCAGGAAGAGCGAGCAGCAGGCCAGCCUGCUGACUCCUUGGCGUUGGGUCAAAAGUCAUGAGCCAAAGUGGUUCAUUGUGCGAGAAAGCUUCAUCGCUAUCGUCGACGAACCUGACAGUUUGCAGAUUCACGACGUCUUUCUCAUGGACACGGAAUUCGAGAUCGUACGACCCAAGCGUAUCUACCGACAGACCAUGUCACUCGCACAGGACCUUCGUCAAGGCGCAAAGAUUGGCAACAGUGAUGACAAAAGUGGAGGAGAAGAUGACGAAAAGGAGGAGGACAACGGUAUGGCAAAAUGCAGCGAGGCUGCCACUAAGAUUGGCAUCGAGAAGAGCAAAACGAAGGGAAAGGAGCCCGAGAACGCAAGCAGAAAUAUUAAUAGCGUCAUGGACAUUCUCACGGAUGGUGACCGCACGGCUCUGCUCACAGGUGGCCAGUUCCGAACGCCGCGCAAAGCGGAUGGAAAUGAAUUAGAUGGUAAUCCAAAUGCAGCGGACAAUGUCCAGAGGGGUGAACGAGACGACAAGAAGAACAAAGGAGUUUCCGCACAUACAUUCUUCCUCAAGAACUCCGAGCGGAAGCUUCGUCUAGUUGCAAAGAACGAGCGCCAGAUGCACCAAUUUAUUGCCUCUAUGGAGGCCGUCGCCGCGCGUAACGUGUUCACUGGCGGAAAUCGCUUUGGGUCUUUUGCCCCGAUCAGGCUCAACGUUAACGCGCAGUGGCUCGUCGACGGUCGAGACUACUUUUGGAAUUUGAGCAAAGCGCUGCUCAUGGCCAAAGACCGGAUCUUCAUCCACGACUGGUGGCUCAGCCCGGAACUAUACUUGCGUCGACCGGGUAAGCCCAAGUGGCGUCUGGACAAUAUCCUCAAGAAGAAGGCAGAGGAAGGGGUCAAGAUCUUUGUCAUUUUGUACAAUGAAGUGUCGAACAACUUUACACCGACCGACUCCAAUUACACCAAGCAGCGUCUCAUCAGUCUGCACCGCAACAUAUAUGUGCAGCGCUCGCCAAGCCAUUUCCAAACUGGUACGUUCUAUUGGGCGCAUCACGAGAAGCUCUGCGUCAUCGAUGAAACGGUCGCGUUCAUGGGUGGGCUCGACUUAUGCUUUGGGCGUUGGGACACUCCCGGACACGUGUUGAUCGACGAUGCAGAUGGCGAUAUGCCCCCUCCCGACGGCACCUUUCUUGGGCCUACGCGUGAUGGUGCUGAGGCGCGCAUCUGGCCUGGUCAAGAUUACGCCAACGAACGUGUGAUGGAGUGGCAUACUCUCAGCAAACCGGAAGAGGAUCUCUUCUCGCGAGAGAAGUUCCCUCGAAUGCCAUGGCAUGACACUGGCCUUCAACUGGUCGGCCAGCCAGCCAGAGACCUGUGCCGACACUUCGUCCAGCGCUGGAAUUUUCUGCUCAGGAUUAAGAACCAUAGCAGAGUCAUGCCUUUCCUUCUCCCGCCACCAGACUUUACGCCGGAGGAACUUAUCAAGUUCGGCUUGACGGGUACUAUUGAGGCGCAGAUCUGUCGUUCUUGCGGUCCUUGGAGCAUGGGUACGAACAACAAGGUCGAGUACUCGAUUCAGAAUGCCUAUCUCAAAGCCAUCCAGAUGAGCGAGCAUUUCGUCUAUAUCGAGAACCAAUUCUUCGUCACUUCCACCACCGUCGAUGCAACCAAGAUCGAGAACCAACUUGGCGACGCACUCGUCCAUCGUAUCAUUCGUGCUCACCGUGAAGGCACGCAUUGGCGGGCAGUCAUUGUCAUCCCUCUGAUUCCCGGCUUUCCAAUGCCGAUCGAUCAUCCUGAUGCCAGCUCCGUGCGUCUCAUUGUGGAAUGCCAGUAUCGUGCCAUCUGUCGCGGCGAGCACUCCAUCUUUGGCCGUCUCAGACGCGAAGGCAUCUCACCCGAGGACUACAUCAGUUUCUUCUCUCUGAGGACAUGGGGAACCCUGCGCGGAGGUCUUUUGACAACAGAACAAGUCUACAUCCACGGAAAAAUUAUGAUCGUCGACGAUCGCCUGGCGAUCAUUGGCUCGGCGAACAUCAAUGAGCGCUCGCAACGAGGAGACCGCGAUUCUGAGCUUGCGUGCGUCCUCAGGGACACAGACUUGAUCGACAGCACAAUGGCAGGAGUGCCUUUCAAGGUCGGUCGCUUUGCGCACACACUGCGCCUCCGUCUCAUGAGGGAACAUCUAGGCAUCGACGUCGAUGGGCUUGACAGCGAAACCGUGGGAGCAUGCGGAGAUGAUGACAGCGAUGUCUCUGUGCAUGAACUGGACGACUCAGAUGGUGAAUGGGACCCUGAGAAUGAGCGGACUCUUGGGGAAGACGAUGCAAAAGGGCAUAUGGUCGAACAAGCUCGUGGGACGGCUGAGCAGUACAAGAUGACAAUUUCCGCUACCACGGAGAACCUCAAGCCAUUAAAGGCUCUCGAAGCCAUAAAUGGAAUGGUCAGCAAAAAGGCCGGUGAUGUCAAGCCCAAGGUGACAAGCGGUCGCGAUGGUGUAACGCAGGACUCUCCUGAUCCAGCGAGGGCAGACCAGGAUGAUGAAUGCUCACAGACUUCCUGCACUGAGGACAGAUCCAAGAGUCUGACUGUCGAUAAGCCCAUGCCACACGAUGUGGUGCCAACCGUCGAAGGGCAGGUGCUUGCUAGGCAGGAAUCAAACACGCAUGCGACAUACGUGAGCCCACCAUCGCGCGCCAAUUCUGUCCAAUCCGGAAGAUCGGGCAGAGACUCUGCACACAACACGACACGCUCCGCCUCGGUUGCCAGCCAUCUUGAUGAAGGAAGCAACAGCGUCAAGCGCAAGAUGAGCACCAAGCUCUCUGCGAAUCCGUGGUCUCGACCUGGCGACCAGAUCGACAUAGACCCUGAUUGCUUCGAAGACCCCAUUGCAGACGAUUUCUACCUCAACAGAUGGAUGGCCAUUGCCGUGCGAAAUACGCAUAUCUACCGCAAGGUUUUCAAAUGCGUUCCUGAUGACACGGUCACGACUUGGUCAGACUACAAGGCUUUCUUGGCGUGGUCCGACCGUCUGUCGCGCUCGCAGAAUCCCUCGUCCACUAACGCGAAAGUUCAUCUGGACGAUCGCGCUGACCAGUACAACCAGCGAUUCCCAGUUGACCCGCUUUCAGUCACUUCAACCUCUUCAACAGACAGUCAGGGCCAACGUCACAGCCACCAGGGUGGCAACACCAGCGACAGCGGUAAGGCGGACGUUGAACAAGGAGAGACAUUGCAAACUGUCGACUCGGCAGGAAAAAACGGGGAAAACGAGGCUGGCGCCGCGCCGGUUCCUCCAUCCACUGCUCGUCCCGGCCCUUUGAGCGGCAGGCGGGACCAGGACAGUGGAGCGGACCAAAAGGACGACCAGGAUAAAGGCAAGGCAGAUAGAAAGGGACACAGCGGCCCGGCUAGCGCGCACGGUGCGGACCCCGGUUUCUCGCCAGAAGAAUUGAGGCAGAUGGAAAAUCUUCUCGAGGAGACACAGGGUCAUCUAGUCGUCUUUCCCACUCGAUGGCUGGAGAAGGAGGGCGCAAGCGGUAACUUGCUGUUCCCAUCAGACGCCUUGCUCCCUCUUAACGUAUACGAUUAGAAAUGACCUGCAUGACAUUACCAAUAGACACGAGCUGGCCAUGAAAGUUCCACGGUACAUUUUCGCAACUUCCAGCGAAAAGCUUCCGACCGUAAUCGCACCCAGAAUUGGCCUCU